Messenger RNA from Drosophila guanche, 2740 nucleotides. Its product is annotated as fez family zinc finger protein erm. Bases 733 to 2643 code for a protein of 636 amino acids. The transcript is spliced from 2 exons. NCBI's taxonomy places the organism in Eukaryota, Metazoa, Arthropoda, Insecta, Diptera, Drosophilidae. Gene Ontology annotation, cellular component: nucleus. The record is from RefSeq and is a predicted model, not a curated record.
AGCGAGACAGAGAUAGAGCCAGAGCCAGAGCCGGAGCGAGGACAGAGAGCAGGCGCGCUCUUGUUGGAUAAAAUUACCGUUGGCCGUUUGCUGUUUGUCGCUUUGCCGUUUACCGUGCUUAGCGUCGCCAUAUUUGACUCUGGCACGCGGGGCACAGGACUCGUCGUCGUCGUCGUCGUCGUUGCCAUACAUCCUGCCGUCUCCUACGACACUCUCUGGCUGUCUGUUGUUGCUGUUGCUUUUUGUUUUCGCCUUAAUUUACUUUGAAUUCAUAAAUCAAAUAUUUGCAUUACGAAAUUGACGUCUUGAACGCGCGGUCGCAAAAGUAUAUUCUCGUCCCGGCUGCAGCACCAGCACCAAAGCUCCUUCAAGGACUCGCUCCGUGAAUGAGAGCGGGGUAGUGUGAGGAGCGUCUCAGUGUGUGCGCGGCACAGUGUGUUCGAGUGUGGGAGAUAAUCCCUAAAACAAACAAGAAUCUGACCUGCAGCCGAUUAGUGGCAGCAGCGGCAAAAUCAUCGGCAACUUUGCCCCCAAAACAGACUCUUUGAAGUGCUCAAGAAAUUUCAGAUUCCAUUUAAAUAUUAACACAAGCUCACAAGACAUCAAAAAAGGGAUAUUAAUUGCUACGUGCAAACAUUUCGAGGAGCAUCAGCAUAUUUCUGCCAAAUAAAACGAACAUCUUCCCUCACGGUGAUUGGCAAAAUUCAUCCUUGUUUUGAGAGUCCGCGUGGCAUGCAACCGUGUAGUCCAGCGGGUGUUAUUGCAAUGAUGCCGCCAUCGAAGAGUCCCGUCAUGGAGAGCGCCGCCUCGGAUCAGUCCAACGCCGGCGGCAUGAAUCAACACCAAAACACCACCACCAAUACUGGCAGCAGCAGCGAUGCCAAGCGAUCCUGUCCGCUGAAGUUCUCCAUUGCCAAGAUUAUGGAGCCGGACCACAAGCCGCAUCAAUCGGUGUCUGUGCCACCGGUGCAGCGUCCAGCAUCCGCCAGCAUCCUGGUCGAUGAGGAGGAAGAGGAUGCCGACAUUGAUGCCGAUUCGGAGCGCUCCUGCAGCCCCAUUGAGGUGAUCAGCCUGGAGCAGACACCCCACUCGGCGGCUGCCGUCAACUAUGACUCCGCCUUCAAGAAGUACGUGCCCGGCUCGGCCGGUGCCAUCUCCUCCUCCGUGUCGCCCUCCGCCUCGGCCGUGCAGCAGUUCGUCAGCUCCCGCCACCAGGAGCUGCUCUCCCAGUAUCCCCUGCUCUACUAUGCCCCCAAUCAGCUGAUGUGUGCCGCUGCAGCGGCACAAUACGCCGCACUCACCGCUCAGCAGCAGACUCUAGCCAGUGCCGCCCACCUGAGUAGCUUCACCGCCUCCCUGAACGCGAGUCUCCAUCACUCGCAGUCGCUGCGCCGCAAUCUGGGGCAUCCCCUGGCCGCUGCGGCAGCUGUGGCUGCUGCUGCCCAAUCCCAGCAGGUGCCCACGAUGCAGCAGACGCUGGAGAAGUCACCGGUGGGUCAGAGAACUGCUCAUGCCAGCGGCUUGGGUGCCCCCUCGCUGAAGAGGAAGCGCUCGCAGCCCGAGCAGGGCGUGACCACGCCACCACCAGCAGCAGCAGCAGCAGGAGCCACCACACCCACUGCAGGAGCCGCCUCCUCCAGUGCAGGUCCACGCUCCAGGUCCGCCUCCCCACACGGCUCACUCGAUGACAGCAGCCCGGGAUCGGCGAACGGAGGCAAACCCAAGACCUUCUCGUGCUUGGAGUGCGGAAAGGUCUUCAACGCGCACUACAAUCUCACGCGCCACAUGCCCGUCCACACGGGGGCACGCCCCUUUGUGUGCAAAGUCUGCGGCAAGGGUUUUCGGCAGGCAUCCACCCUGUGCCGCCACAAGAUCAUCCACACGUCGGAGAAGCCGCACAAGUGCCAGACCUGCGGCAAGGCCUUCAAUCGCUCCUCCACACUGAACACCCACGCGAGGAUCCACGCGGGCUACAAGCCCUUUGUGUGCGAGUACUGCGGCAAGGGGUUCCACCAGAAGGGCAACUACAAGAACCACAAGCUCACCCACAGCGGGGAGAAGGCGUACAAGUGCAGCAUCUGCAACAAGGCCUUCCACCAGAUCUACAACCUCACCUUCCACAUGCACACGCACAACGACAAGAAGCCCUACACGUGCCGCGUCUGCGCCAAGGGCUUCUGCCGCAACUUUGACCUGAAGAAGCACAUGCGGAAGCUGCACGAGAUCGGUGGGGAUCUGCUGGACGAUGAUCUGCCGCCGGCCUACGAGCGGCGCAGGGAGUACACCCGCCGCGAGCCACUCUCCAGCUACAGUCAGGCCAGUCAGCUGACGCCGGACUCCUCCGAGGGCAGCAUGUCGCCGCCCAUCAAUGUGACGACUCCGCCACUGUCCAGCGGAGAGACGAGCAAUCCCGCCUGGCCACGCUCCCAGUACCAGUCGCCGGCGGGCUUCCAUCCGCUGGCAGUGCCGCCAUCCAGUCUGCAUGGAGACUAUCCCGGGGGAUCGGCCUUUCUGCAGCUCGCACAUCCCGCAUCCCAGCAGCAGCAGCAGCACCAACAGCCGCCGCAUCCACAACACCAGCAGCAGCAAAGGCUCUCCGCAGCCGCACUGGAGAAUGUGCCCUUCAUAGCGAAAGUAUUUUGACAGCGAUACUAUGCGGACAGUCUGAAUUCGGCUACGGCCACGGCAUCGAUCUCCACGACCAGCUCCACGGCGACGGUAACAACUACGGCCACAUCCA